AUGAUCAAGUUUUGUUAAAGUCUUGUAAAUUUGUUAUGUUAACACUUUUACCAUAGUGGAAUUUACGAAGUAUCACAGAAAUAUGCCAGGACCUGGAAAACAAGCAGUUUUUGUGAACCCAUUCAAGCCAGAGAACAGAAAUAUUGGAAGGCGAACAGGGAGAGAUGUCAGAGCAGGGAAGAAUAUCAGAAUAUUCCACGAUGGCAUUGAGAACUUUGAUGACUACUGGUCUGAUUCAGAUGCAUCUACAUUAGAUUCUGAUGACAAAUGGCUGAAGGAAAAAGAAAAUGAAAAAAGAAUCAAAGGCAAGGCGUUUGCCAAAAAUCCAGAUUUGUCAAAAGUUGUGAAGCCUGCAUUUCAGAUUGAUUCCUCUCUAAAGUCCAUUUCCCCGUUUUCACCGGACGUUAAUUCUGACGUAAGAAAAACAUUAGAAUCUAGCAAAAGGAGAGACAAGACGAGUGAUCAUGGGACCCUCACAAAGAGCAGGACCUCUGUGGCAGUGGCCAUUACUCCUCAGCAGAGGUAUGGGAGGUCCACCUCAGGUAUAGACCAGGCUGGGGAUGUGUCUGGGUCUAUUACUAAAGAUAAAUCAUCAGGACCUGUACCCAACUCCCCGUUACAGAGUUUUCAGACAAGAAAAAGGCUGACUUACUCAGGAGAGCAGUUAGAGGGGUUAAAUGAACAGAAAGAGCUCAGGGACAAGAAAGACAAUAGGGGAGAAGAAGAAGAAGAAGAAGAGGAUGCAGGGGAAGAAGAUUUGGAUGCCACCUUGGUCGACCUCUCUUCUAGGUCUCUAGUGGAUGGGGACAGAGGAAACGACCACCAGAGCAGAGCUCAACUACUUUCAUUAAACAACAAAAAGACUGCAAAAUCAAGAAGCCAGCAAACACCAUGUGUCAGCUCUAAAAGGACUGACUCACAUGUCCAGGAAAAGUCUACAAGAUCAAGCAAUCAGAAACAUGGUAAAUCAUCAACAAAACCCUCCAAAAAUAAAACCAUCCAGUCAAAGCAGGUAUCUCCAGUAUUAGAUACUGAGGAACUGUUGUUGAAUGGAGUACAGGAAAACCUGCCUGAGCAUUGUACAGACAAUUACCAAGAUGAGCUCUUGGAAGAGCAGGAUAUUUCUCAGAAUGGAGAUAAAGAUAGAGCAGAGGAGGUGUGCAGAAAUGUGGAGAGAAGAACUGGUGACGUAGUACAGGGGAAAGGAAGUGUGAUUAAACAAAAAAGCAAAGUUAAGAAGGGUAGCUUAAAGAAUGAUUCUCAACAGCAGGAAAAACUUGAUGCAGAUGAAUUCAAAAACAGUGACAAAUCUGAUCAGGUAGCAACAAAAAGAGCACAGUGUUCAGAAUCUGAAAAUGAACUGCAAACAGGAAGCCAAAACACAAAUUUGCAGCAGAAAAUUCACCCAAAACAUACAUCUUUGCAUACGUUGUUCCCUCACAAUGAUUCUGGGGAAGGCGUUACUGACCGCUUUUCCACACUGAACCUUAUAUCUAAGAGAAAGUCAAUAGUAGAUGAAAAUGAGAGUGAUGAAGAUGAGUAUGAGAUCAUAGAUGAAAUACCAAGCAGAUAUGUCACCGAUCUCUCUACCACCAUGAACUCCUCACUUGAGACGACUGAACCUAAGAAAAGGUCUAAAGGAAAGAAAAGAGAAAAAAAGCACCAGAAAGAAAAAAGCAGUAAGAAUACUGCAGGCAGAAAUAAGUCCAGUAGUAAGUCUAAAAAACUGUCAUCCCCCAUGGAAGAUAAGUCAGAGGAUGAAGAGCCUCUGAAAGCAAGAGGUGGAAAUGACAGCUUUGCAGGUCAGCCUCAGAGUGGGCAUGGGGAAAAGAAAGUUGACAACAGACGCUCGUUUGAAAAUUUAUUCAAUGUGUCACCUGUUGAAAACAAAAAACUCACACCCAACAGUGAAGACACAGGCUCGGGGCCAGGAAGAAAAAGGAAAAUUACUAAAGACUCAGAUGGUAAAAAGGGCCACAGGAACACUGGGAACAAUAACAGCAAUAGAAAUAACACCGCUGAUGAACAUGGUGAAGUGAAUCAAGGAGAAAUAGGUGAAUAUAUGGAGGAUAAGAAUGAUGAGAGGACAGCUGCUUCCGACGGUGUCACCCCCAAUAUUUCCAGUGUAGUGCAGAAUAAGAGGAGAACAAUUGCCCAUAUGACUCCCAAUGUUUCCACCAUUGAGGAAGAGAAUAGCCAUGUAGGUGAGGCCCCAGAACCUGCUAGUGCUUUAAAGUCAGGCAAAGUUAUCAGGGCCAAAAGGAGAAUGUCUCGGUCUAAACUGGACAAGAAAGGAAAGGGAGAAGCGAGCAAAGAAAUGAAAGGGAAAGGUCGUCCUAGAAAGAGUGUGCACUCUGGAACAGAGGAGACAGCUGAUGAAUUUUCAGAUUACUUUUCUGAAUGCCUAGAUGGAACUAUAAAUGGCAAGAGCAGAAGUACAAGUGUUUCUUCUAAACCAAAUGGUGAUGUUGAGGAGGGGAGUGAUGAGGAAGAGGCCCCACCACCCAGCCCACCAUCUUUGAAAAAAGGAAGGAAGAAUGUAAAAGAAACAUCCACAAAGAAAACUGCUGAAAAGAAACGGAACAAACCAGGCAUUGUGAAAGGAAAGCGCAAAAGUGACCCUAUUCCUCCUGCUGAAGACAAUGACAGUCCACAUGAAAGUGAGGAAUAUGCUGAUGAUGUUCUCCCAAGUCCACCAACUGUAAAGAAGAAAAGAAAGAGCGUAACUGUCAGUACAGCCCCGGCCCUGCCUACUCCCUCUGGUUCUGGGACUGUCUUGAAAUCAAUAUUGAAGAAAACCCCUCGUGGCACCCCCUACAGUGCAGAAAGUUCCCCUGUUGUAGCAGAAAAGAGUCUUCUGCACUCCUUUGAAUUGUCAGACAGUGUAGGAGUCAGUCGCACUCCGAGGUUCUCUACAGCUCCACCUCAACAUUUCUUUGAAGUCACAGCCUCAGAAACACCUCAGAUUCCUGAGAAACCAACAAAGACAGUUAAACUAAUUGUUCCUGAGCCUGCACCAGAUGGUUUGAGGAGAUCCAGCAGGACCAGAAUUCCCCCACUGCAGUGGUAUAAAAAUGAACGACCCAAAUAUUCAAGGCGCAAGUCUGGUGGAUUUAUUGUUACUGGGAUUCUUCCUCCACCAGUUGAUGAAAAGCCUAAAUCAAAGAAAAAGUUGAAAAAGGCCAAAGGCAGAAGAAAAGGUGCAGGUGCCCCUCACACGCCACGUAACAUGUCCAUGCAUGUUGAUGUGUCUUCUGAUACAGAGCUGGCAUAUGAGGAUGACCUGGUGGCUGUAGUUAACCCUGAGACACAGGAAGAAGUUUAUGUUGAUUGUAUUAAAAGCCGUGAUAAUUUAGUCUUCCUGGGACCCAGUGCCCAGCUAGCAGAGCCCACAGAUGACCUCAUUCUCUGUAAGAGUGUCCAGCAGAAGGCGUUCUCAGUGGGGGAGCUGAUACUGAGACCCCUGAGGGAGAAACCCAUGCAGUUUGUCAAGAAUGACACCAUGGUGUUCCGUAUAAAUGUGGGUAAACUGGCUGUCACAAUCCACAAGACCUGUACUAUACUGGAGAGUGGGGAUGUGUUCUUUGUGCCAAAAGGUAAUUGCUAUAGCAUCAAGAACCUAAGAGAUGAAGAGGCAAAACUUGUAUUUUUUCAACACAAAGGUUAAUAGGCAAGGAAUUGACAUUUUUCAAGAAAGAAAUGGAAAGAAAACUCAUGCUGCAUUCAAGACUUCUCAGGACUAUCAUUUUGAUAGAAAAUUAUCAGAAAUGUAUUCUUGUGAGAAUCACUUUAAUGUUGGGAGAAAGUUGUGCUUUUGAGAAUAACUGUACUGUAAAUAUUGUUUGAAGGCUCCUGCCUUUGGUCUAUCUGUAAAUGUUUCAAGUAAAUUGAAGGCCUCAAUUGAUGUCUUUUUUACAUUUACUGAUCAAAAUUGGAAUAAGAAUAAAAUUUUUACUGUAAAUAAUAACUUGUAGUAAUGAAAAUCUUACCUAUUGUGCAUCUUAAUUUUAGUGAAAUGAUAUUUUUAUUGUAGAGAGUAACGUACCCAGUUCACCUGUGUGUAACAUUGUUUUUGGGGUGAUGUAAUGAGUAAUUGAAAAAAAAAACAUUUCAUUAACUCUUUAUUGGUGAAAAGUUUUAAUGUACAGAUUUUAUAAGAAAUUUAUAAAGCAUGAAAAUUAAGUGCAUAAAAUCACAUUUCAUUAUUAUCCUUACCCUAUAUAUAUCAUUAGCAUAAAAAGCAUCGCCAUGUAACUGUUUAAAUGUAUCUAAUAAAGAGACGGGCAUCUGGA
This is a messenger RNA of Lingula anatina, 4292 nucleotides long. RefSeq lists its product as uncharacterized. Gene Ontology annotation, molecular function: centromeric DNA binding. Lineage: Eukaryota; Metazoa; Brachiopoda; Lingulata; Lingulida; Lingulidae. Gene Ontology annotation, biological process: kinetochore assembly; attachment of mitotic spindle microtubules to kinetochore; spindle attachment to meiosis I kinetochore. The record is from RefSeq and is a predicted model, not a curated record. Gene Ontology annotation, cellular component: kinetochore.